Vigna umbellata (rice bean) is the source of this 2254-nucleotide messenger RNA. The record is from RefSeq and is a predicted model, not a curated record. Lineage: Eukaryota; Viridiplantae; Streptophyta; Magnoliopsida; Fabales; Fabaceae.
AACUUUUUCCAUUACUGUUUUUGUUGUUUCUGAUUUGUGUGUGCUUUAGUUUCGUGCUUGCGUGGUGUGGUUUUGUGUUGUUCUGAUAAUGGUUAGUUGGAGUUGCGUGAACACAUGGGUUUGUGUUGUGUUGCGUUUAACAGAUUGAUUCUUCUUCUCUUCUUUAUGCUAUGUUUGGUUAAAAGGGGAAAAAGAUGAAAGAAGAGGGAGGAUUUUGAAAUUUUAACUAAAGAGGCCGAGGGGAUUUCAAGUUUGAGCCGUUGUUCUGACUUUGCUCCUUUAAUAAUGUAUUUAGUAGAACUGGCUUCGAUGCAUUUCGUUUGUUUUGUCACGAGAUGGUGGAGUUGUCUCUAACAAUUUUUCUUUGCCUGAUACUAGCUACGAAAUAUGGAUCUUCCAUCUCCUUCUUGUUGACAUUUGUGGUUGUUAAUUGAAACUUUUGAAUUUCGCAAAUGCUAAUGAGCCCCGUGGGAACAAGGGAAAGUAUUAAAUGAAUACGAAAGUGGUAUGUUGCCAACUUUUAGUGCUGCAUUUUGUUUGAGAAUAAUUCUAAAUUCCCUUACAUAACUCUACAUGCUUUGUAUGGUAAGCAUUUAUUAUUUUUAUGAUUCUUAAACUAAGUACAUUUAUUAUUGUAGUUAAUAUUUUCUUUAUAACAUUUUAGGAAGAUAUAUAAGGGCAUUUACUUUGCUGGAUCAUAUCUAUGAUCUUAAGUUUAAGAUAUAUAAGACUUUCCCAUUAAAACGUUGGCAUGACAUAAAAUUUAAGACCUUAAGUCAUAAGAAUAAAAAAAAUGUUUUGAAAACAUCAACAAUACAAUAAAACAUUAAUUAAAGUGGGGGUUCAAGAGGGCAUCUUCAUUGUAGGGGUCAUAGUCAUAAGUUUACGACUUGGAUCUUGUAAGACCUACAUUGGAGUGUUUGGACAUGAUAUAAAAUUGAAGACCCUGAGAUAGUUUAGAAUUGAAGGUUUAAGGUUUUAGGAAAUAUAGAGAGUUAAUUCUCUAAGGAAACAAAUCCCUGUACUUAUGGGAUGAUUUUUAAAUACAUAAUCCUAAUAUUCAUAGCAAGAUACAUAUGUAAUAAAGAAAAAAAAAUAUAGCAAGGAUAAAAUAAAAAACUCCCUUAAGUACACAAUAGCAAUUUAUGUCUAUAAUGACUUCUAAAUUGUUGGUCCUCUAUUGGUUUAGGAAUUUUGUCUUUUGUUAAUGUAUACCAAUCUUGUAUAUUUUUUUAAUAAAAAAACUCAUGCUAGGUAUUACUAUACACACUUUGACAUCUCAAUUGUGCUGACACCUCAAAAUACAUCUAUCAUUUGCCAUCACAUGAAAAAAUAUUAUUAAAAGGAAUAAUGAAUCAUGAGGAGAAUAGACCAAAAACAUGAUCAGAAAAUACAAGACAAGCUUCAAUAGAAGCUAAACAUCCCUAUACAUAGGAAGCUGGAUGCCAAUCUUGUAUAUUGUAUGAUAGCUAAGUCAUGUCUUGUGUCUAGAAAUUGCCAUAUUUGUGUGUUUGUCAUAUUGAAUAUGGGUCUUGUGUCAUAUCUAAGCUAAGGCUUCAUUAAAAGCAUGUUACUGGGUUUGCUGUUUGGCCCAUUCUAUCGAGGCCCAUGAAGUACUUCAAAAUAAGUAUUUAAAGGGAAAAAAUUCCUCUUCCUUACAUAUGUAACUUUACUUGUCUAAACAAUGAAGUGAUAUAUGGUUAAGUGGAGGAAACCUUGGUUAGGUCUUCUACAAUUUUGUGAAUCUUCAAGAAGGUUUUAAUCUCUAGUAAUGGAUUUAAGAGGAAUUGAUGGACAUGCUGUAUGUGAAGGUCCAAUUGAGCAGGUGGUCAGAACAGAAACUAGAGAAGCUGAAGAUUUAUUGAAAAAAUUGGAUAUUCUGAGUCCUUCUUUGUCAAGAAAUUCAGCCCGUGGAAUAUUUUGCUCCCGGUCCCUCAAUCUAAGGUCAAUUAGUGCCAUUGGAUAUGACAUGGACUAUACCUUGGUGCAUUAUAAUGUGAAGGCUUGGGAAGGGCGGGCCUAUGACUACUGUAUGGAAAACCUCAAGAAAAUGGGUUUCCCUGUGGAUGGACUUACAUUUGAUCCAGACCUGGUUAUUAGAGGUCUUGUCAUAGAUAAAGAGAGAGGUAAUUUGGUUAAAGCUGAUCGAUUCGGUUGUAUAAAAAGAGCUAUGCAUGGAACCAAGCUGUUAUCUACUCAUGCUGUGAGGUAAGUGUGCUGAGCAUCGUGACUUUUUUAUUAUAGAAAUUCAUAG